GAAACCAUUUGCUGCGGUCCUGCUUCCUGACCACUACGCCUCGCAUUGUCACCAUUGUUUUGGACAGUUGGAUACUGUCGUCAUUCCGUGUGUACGAUGUACACAGGUACGUUACUGUAGUAAAGACUGUCGGGACGUCUCAUGGAGCUCCUACCACAACAUAGAGUGUCUGUACCUGGAUCUUCUUCACUCUGUAAGUAUGUAAGGUGUGUACGAUGUACACAGGUACGUUACUGCAGUAAAGACUGUCGGGACGUCUCAUGGAGCUUCUACCACAACAUAGAGUGUCCGUACCUGGAUCUUCUUCACUCUGUCGGGAUAGCACACCUUGGUGUUAGAAUUGUUCUGGUUGCAGGGCUUCAGUUUGUUCUUGAAUUUAAAAAGACGUUGCAGAGCCUUGAAGAGCAGAAGAAAAGUGGAAUUUUGAGGAUUGGAGGCGUGAGUGAGGACGGUACCUACGGGCGGGGUUACCUCACUGUGUACGAUCUGAUGCCCCACAGUCAGCACCUCGUCAUAGACGACCUGUUUCAGUACUCGCUGACAGCCUGUCUAUUGCUUAACAUCUUACAAGUGUCAGGCUGGUUCAGCUCAGGUCCUGGUAACGGUGAUACCGCCGUCUCCGGAGGCGCUAGAGAUGUAUCAGAGGUGGAGCGCUACGUGGGGGGUCUUUUGCUGCGCCACAUCCAACAGCUUGUAUGUAAUGCACAUGCCAUCACGGAAUUACAAGUUACCCAGGCAACAGACCAGUCACUAGUGGAUACCAAAAGUCAGGUCCGGGUCGCCACGGCGAUAUACCCCACUGCCAGUCUGAUGAACCAUUCCUGCGAUCCGACAAUCAUAUCUAGUUUUGACCGUGAUUCGUUGGUGGUGAGAGCUGUCCGAGAUGUGAAGGAGGGUAUGGAGAUCUACAACUGUUACGGUCCUCACCACAAACGAAUGUCUGGUGCUGACAGAAGACAGAUACUCAAGGAGCAGUAUUUCUUUGACUGUCAGUGUAAUGCCUGUGUGCUGGAUAGUAGCCAGAAUUUAGUGUACAUGGUGUUCCGGUGUCCAAAGUGUGAGAAUGGCUUACUCGAGGAACAAACAGAGGUUGUGUGUUCAGGAUGUGGUUACCAUGACAACAGUUUACCUUAUAAGGAAAAAGCUGGUGUAGCCAAAGACUUGUUUCUACAAGGAAUCCAGAGACUGGAAGCUCACAACAUCACAGGGGCUGUUGAAGUGAUGCAGAGAUGUCACAAGAUAAGGAAUGUUAUCCUCCAUAAGUACCACCGCGAUUUGACCGAGACCAAGGACUUCCUGGCCAGGUGUUAUGCCAUCAUGGGUGACUUUGAGAAAUCCUGUCAAUAUUUGACAGAGAGUGUGAACAGUGUAAAGACAGUAUAUGGGGACUCGAGUAUAGAGUAUGCUAAUGAGCUCCAGAAAUACGCCGAGGUGCUGGUCAGUGCUGGACACCCCGAAACGGCCUUAACAGUCACCAAUGACGCUUUACCCAUAUUCAAAGUGCAUUAUGGGACAUCCCACACGAGCGUCACAGAGCUUGAUGAACUGAGGACCAAUUUACAAAGAGCCCUGAACAUUUCUUAAUAAAAUAUUUUAUUCU
Molecule: messenger RNA, 1600 nt
Organism: Mizuhopecten yessoensis (Yesso scallop)
Lineage: Eukaryota; Metazoa; Mollusca; Bivalvia; Pectinida; Pectinidae
Product: SET and MYND domain-containing protein 4-like
Exons: 10
Coding region: 142-1584 (480 amino acids)
Molecular function (GO): protein binding
Source: RefSeq, a predicted model, not a curated record